Pectinophora gossypiella (pink bollworm) is the source of this 1405-nucleotide messenger RNA. Its product is annotated as acyl-CoA-binding domain-containing protein 5. Gene Ontology annotation, molecular function: fatty-acyl-CoA binding. The coding region runs from base 81 to 926 and encodes 281 amino acids. The transcript is spliced from 9 exons. Gene Ontology annotation, biological process: fatty acid metabolic process. Lineage: Eukaryota; Metazoa; Arthropoda; Insecta; Lepidoptera; Gelechiidae. The record is from RefSeq and is a predicted model, not a curated record.
CUCGUCUACUAUAAUAAGUCCAAAGUGCAUACUAGAUUAUUUUGUAAUAUCUAGUGAUUGUGAUAGUUAUCCGUGCCAAAAUGUCUCUUGAGGAGAAGUUCAACGCAGCUGUAAACGUGAUCCGAAGCCUACCUAAAAGCGGGUCGUACCAGCCCAGCAAUGAGCUGAUGCUGCGGUUCUACAGCUACUUCAAGCAGGCCACCGAGGGACCCUGUGAUAAACCCAAACCUGGUUUCUGGGAUGUCGUUAACAGAGCAAAAUGGGAAUCGUGGAACAAACUGGGUAACAUGACUCGCGACGAAGCCAUGCAGGCGUACGUCGAUGAACUGCACAAGAUAGUAGAGACGAUGUCAUACAACUCGGACGUCGCGUCGUUCCUGUCAGUGGACGAUGACGACACGAUGUUUCCCAGUAAUGACUUGCAGCUGGUAGCAGGCGAUGUCCUGGCGAGAGUGCGCUCCGAACACAACACUCCUACAGGUUCCCGGUCUGUGAGCGGUGCGUCAUCUCCGGCGCGCGCGGCGUCGCCACGACCUCGCACGAGACAUGACUCCGACGAUGAAUUCUCUGACACCGUCGAUGUUAGUAUAGCGGAGGCGCUGCAGUCCCCGUCGGCGGCGCCGGCGCCGACCGCGCCGCCCGCCGCGCGUGCGCCGACCCUCAGCAACGGACACGCGCACCAGAUCACCUCACAACUCACACAUCUGAAGGUCCUAGAGCAGCUGCCGGGCACGCUGGCGCGGCUGGAGGCCGACGUGGCGGCGCUCAGGAAGGCCGUCGAGGGCGACCGCAGGAUACUCGAUCAAGUGUCGGGCGGCUGGCGGUGGCCGUGGCAGGAGCUGAGCCCCCCGACGCUGCUGCUGCUUCUGGUGUGGCCCUUCCUCGCCUACCGCCUCGCCGCGCGCGCCCAGCGCCGCGCCACCUAACACGUCGCAGGACACACCACAACAUUAGUACUAGUAAGUCAGUCGUCAGUCAGAUUUAUACAGUGGGUAUCAACAUGAUAUUCGACAAGUCGUAUAAAUGUUUAUAUGCAAGAUGUAGUGCUAAAACGCGCCCGGAAAUGGGCUUAAUAUAUAUUUUUUAUUUAGUUUUAUAACUACAUCCCUUUAAAUGGCAACACUGUAGGAUUUUUCUACACUGGCAACAAUUUUUUUAGUUUAAUUAAUCUGGCAACAUUCGUUAGUUUUAUAAUUGCGCUUUCCUAGCAACUAUUUUCUUUCAGACUUUAGUCAGAAUGAAAAGUUACCAUUUAUUUAAUGACUCUACAUUUGUGCAUUAGUCACUAGUUAUAUGCUGUUUAGUUUUUUUUCUUAUGAAAUCUUUAAGCUCUGGAAGUUAACGGUAAUAUAACCUAUAGUGUUGCUGUUUAAAUAAAAUAUUACACAAUAAUUGCAUUUUAAAG